This is a messenger RNA of Catharus ustulatus (Swainson's thrush), 2630 nucleotides long. RefSeq names its product aldehyde dehydrogenase 4 family member A1 (gene ALDH4A1). The transcript has 15 exons. The record is from RefSeq and is a predicted model, not a curated record. Bases 53 to 1717 code for a protein of 554 amino acids. Gene Ontology annotation, molecular function: L-glutamate gamma-semialdehyde dehydrogenase (NAD+) activity. NCBI's taxonomy places the organism in Eukaryota, Metazoa, Chordata, Aves, Passeriformes, Turdidae.
CCCCUCACGGUGGGUGGUGGCGGCGGCGGGCCGGGAGCGCGGCGGGGCCGGGAUGUGGCGGCGGCUGCGGGUGCUGAGGGACUGCGGGCGGAGAUGGCAGCACCGCCCUGCCCUCCAGGUGACCAACGAGCCCAUCCUGGAGUACAAGCCGGGGAGCCCCGAGCGAGCGGCGCUCCAGAAGGCCCUCGCUGACCUGAAGGGCAAGACCGAGGAGAUCCCGUGUGUGAUCGGGGGGGAGGAGGUGUGGACACCCACGGUGAGGUACCAGCUCUCGCCCUUUAACCAUGCACACAAGGUGGCCAAGUACUGCUACGCCAGCAAGGAGCUCAUUAACAAAGCCAUUAAUGCUGCCAUGGCAGCGAGGAAGGAAUGGGACCUGAAGCCCGUGCAGGACCGGGCGCAGAUCUUCCUGAAGGCGGCUGACAUGCUGAGCGGCCCGCGGCGAGCUGAAGUGCUGGCCAAGACCAUGGUUGGGCAGGGCAAGACCGUGAUCCAGGCCGAGAUCGACGCCGCUGCCGAGCUCAUCGACUUCUUCCGCUUCAACGCCAAGUACGCGCUGGAGCUGGAGCAGAGCCAGCCCCUCAGCGUGGACAUCAGCACCAACUCCAUGGUGUACCGGGGGCUGGAGGGGUUCGUGGCUGCCGUGUCCCCCUUCAACUUCACGGCCAUCGGGGGGAACCUGGCAGGGGCUCCGGCACUGAUGGGGAACGUGGUGCUCUGGAAGCCCAGUGACACAGCCCUGCUCUCCAGCUACGCUGUCUACAAGAUCCUGCUGGAGGCUGGGCUGCCCCCAAACGUGGUGCAGUUUGUGCCCUCGGAUGGCCCCGAGUUUGGGGACACUGUCACCAGCUCUGAGCACUUCUGUGGCCUCAACUUCACGGGCAGUGUGCCCACUUUCAAGCGCCUCUGGAAGCAGGUCUCGGAGAACCUGGAUCGCUACCGGAACUUCCCGCGCCUGGCAGGAGAGUGCGGAGGGAAGAACUUCCACGUGGUUCACAGCUCAGCGGACCUGGGCAGCGCCGUGCACGGCACCCUGCGCUCGGCCUUCGAGUUCGGGGGGCAGAAAUGCUCCGCCUGCUCGCGGCUCUACGCGCCCGCCCGCCUCUGGCCCCGCAUCAAAGAGAAGCUGCUGGAGGAGCACGGCAAGAUCAAAGUGGGAGAUCCCACCCAGGACUUCGGCACGUUCUUCUCGGCGGUGAUCGAUGACAAGGCCUUUGCCCGGAUCAGGAGGUGGCUGGAGCACGCCCGGAGCUCCCCCAGCCUGACGGUGCUGGCGGGCGGCGGCUGCGACGACAGCGUCGGCUACUUCGUGGAGCCCUGCAUCGUGGAGAGCAGCGACCCCCGGGACCCCAUCAUGAGAGAGGAGAUUUUCGGGCCCAUCCUGACGGUGUUCGUGUACCCCGACGAUCGCUACAGGGAGGUGCUGGAGCUCAUCGACACCACCACCCCCUACGGCCUCACGGGGGCGAUCUUCGCCCAGGACAAGAAUGUCAUUGAGGAGUCCCGGAGGUUGCUGCGUAACGCCGCCGGCAACUUCUACAUCAACGACAAAUCCACGGGGGCCGUGGUGGCCCAGCAGCCCUUUGGGGGCUCCCGCAUCUCAGGCACCAAUGACAAGCCUGGGGGUCCCCACUACAUCCUGCGCUGGACGUCCCCUCAGGCCAUCAAGGAGACGCACGUGCCCCUGCGGGACUGGCGCUACGCCUACAUGCAGUGACCCUGGGGACAGCUGCCAGCCCUGGGGACAGCUACAGGUGCCAGCCCUGGGGACAGCUGCCAGCCCUCACUGCACUGAAACUACUGAUCUCUAACCUGUCCUACUUAGGAGCUAUUUAAAAAAAAAAAAAAGUGUUAUUAAAUUGUGAAGCUCGGAGCUCCUCGUGGUGUCCUCGCUCGCGUGGCACUUGGGGACACGAUGGUGAAUGUGGCAGUGGUUGGAUUGAAUGACUUUAAAGGUCUUUUCCAACCCCAGUGAUUCUGUGUGAGCAUGCUUAAUUAGGUCAGUCCUUCAUUAAGGGGUGGCUGCAGAGGCACAGCUGGACCCCAGCUCCCUUUCCCUCCCAGCUCUCCCGUCCCCAGUUGGUUCCCUCUGCACAGGGCUGAGCAGGAAUCAGAGCAGGACAUGACAUCAGUGUCCCUGUCCCUUGUAUUGAGGGUGUCCCUCCCUGUGUCCCCACCACCCAAAUCCCUGGAUUUGGGAACAUCCACAGUCCCCAGGUGUCCCUGCACCAGGGCAGCCGGGCUGGUUCCACCCCUGAGCUGGGAUUUCUGCUCAGCCCUGAGCCCCUCACCCCCCACACAGGCAGGGCAGGGCAGCAGGAGCCUCGUGCAGCUGCUUGGAAAUGAGUUCCAGUGCCUUGUCCCAGCUCAUCCCAUCCCUCAAAGCCCUCAGCCUGCCCAGACCCCCAGCUGGGCUCAGGGUGGGGCAGAGCAGCAGCAGCAGCACCCCUUGGUGCCCUGGGGACAAGGCCAGGCUGCCUCUGCUGUUCCCAGUUCUUGGCUGCUUCCCCUGCUCCCAUCCCUGUGUGUGCCCUGGGAGUCGUGGCAGAGGUGUUGGGAUGUUUGGGGAGCAGGAACCAUCCUGCUGGAGCUGCCUGGGAGGGUGAACCCUCCUCCCCACCCCUGGAGGA